This is a messenger RNA of Cephus cinctus (wheat stem sawfly), 9463 nucleotides long. It is a transcript of the gene Alk, whose product is annotated as leukocyte tyrosine kinase receptor. Gene Ontology annotation, biological process: cell surface receptor protein tyrosine kinase signaling pathway; positive regulation of kinase activity; multicellular organism development. The record is from RefSeq and is a predicted model, not a curated record. The transcript is spliced from 22 exons. The coding region runs from base 1153 to 5553 and encodes 1466 amino acids. Gene Ontology annotation, cellular component: membrane; signaling receptor complex. Gene Ontology annotation, molecular function: transmembrane receptor protein tyrosine kinase activity; protein binding; ATP binding. NCBI's taxonomy places the organism in Eukaryota, Metazoa, Arthropoda, Insecta, Hymenoptera, Cephidae.
GUUUCAGAGUGAGUCUCAAGGACAAAUCUUAAAUGGACCCAUCCGACGUUGCGUUGAGGAUGCUUACUGGUAAAAAAUAUCUUUGCGGAUUUCAGUUCCUUUAAAUAAGAAAAAACAAAGAACAGGGUAAAAUCUCGUUAGUUCCGUCGGAACUUUAAUUCUUUCUUUUUUUAUAAUCUUGUUUUACUACCCCUAGGUAUCGCUUUUAUAACUUAUUCACUGUUUUUGUUUUCGACAGAGAACUUUUCUGCGUUUUCUGUUAAAAGCUUUGCAAGUUCCCAAGACAAGCACUGAGGCUACCACUGCUGAUGAGGAACAGAACUCUUUGCGAAAAGCGCAGAAUCACUUGCAAGGGUCGUCGUAUAACAGGGGCGGAGUCCUCACCAGUUGACCAAUCCCUGCGCACGAGUUUUUUUUGGAAGCUCUCCAAAUAGCGUAAGCUAGUCGUAGCGGCUGAGUGCGCUGAGUUCAGUCGCGUACCGUGUCCUGGGAUAACUGGCGGAGCAGCAGCAACAGCAGCAGCAUCGUUUGAGAUUCUAGACGGGAUGUUCAUCGAUCAGUGAGAGAGGAUGCUCAGUGUCUGGAGUCUAUGAAAGUAGUGGUACGAAUACUAAACUGUAUAACGUUAACCAGACUAUAAAACAGUGUUGACGCCAGUGGAAUGUUUGAAAAUAUAUAUAAUAGUGCAAAAUAUAGAUCAGGUGAAAGGAAAAAGAUUCUCAACAUCUGAACAGAUCAAACAAACAAUAAAAAGACUGCGUUCUUUUGAAUUAUUGAAAAGUCGCAGGAAGCCUAAUGAUGCUUUAAACCUUUGUAACAAGAUUUCGAGAGUAUAUUUUUGAAGAGAAAAAGUGCAUUACAAUUUUUCAAAUAAUUGCCAAGCUUCUUCUAUCUGUCGUGACGAAAAUGGCCGAUCGACCCGUUGUUCCUAUAGAUAUCCGGAUGCUACGCGUCCUAAUCAGAAGAUGAAGUCCAUGCUGUGGAGGUUAAGGUCGCAUGAGUUCCAACAGUUUAAAACGAUCAAUGCAAACCCGAAGUACCGAUGUCGAGGGUUUCAAAAUUUGCCCAAGAUUCGAAUUCAUCGAUGACCAAUUACGUGUACCUUGGAGAUACUGAUUACAAUGUUCUGAGUAUGCUAUAAUUGUCGAAGUAAUGAACAAAGUGAAAUUGUCGACAAUCACGACUUUCCGUUGCGCGGUACAUCGGCCAACGUGGAUGAUCAGCACCUGCGCCCGGAAGCUUUUUAGAAUCGUAUUGUUCCUGACACUGUUAGCUGGUAUACAAUGCGAAAACGGUACUCGCGUACCUAGAGGAAUUAAAGAGCUACAGGCUGCUCUAAAUGUGGCUGCUCGACCACCGCCACCAUUUCUUGGUCACUGCGACUUUGAGGAAAUCUGUGAUUGGUCCUGGAACCGCACCAGUGGCUUCGUUAGAACAUCUGCACCGGUACCUAGUAAAUUCGGACCUACAACCGAUGCUAGCAAAUCGCCAAAUGGACAUUUUCUCUGGCUGUACGGAAGGGAUGGUCAGAUCUCUUCAAGACAAAUUCCCCGUACUGGUACCAGAUGCCUUCUAGAAGUUGCACUUCAUCAGGUGGAGAUGAGGAAUGGCGACAUUCGUCUCAUCAUCCAGACUAAUAAUUUCACCAGCUUGGUCGCUACCGAACGUUCUGGCAACAAUCAUGCCCAAUGGGAGAUAACAAGAUUCAAUUUGGGAGCUAUGAAUCAACCUUAUAACGUUUCCUUGGAAAUGGUGGUGCCAUAUGCGAACUCAAGCAUCGCUGUAGACAACAUACGAUUAGUCGAUUGUUUUCCAGAAUCACCACCAGUCGGUAGAGUGUGUACGGAUGAUAUGUUUUUGUGCAACAACGGUUCCUGUUUGAAUAGAACUCGAAUUUGCGACUUGACGCCUGAUUGCGCAGAUGGUGAAGAUGAACUAGUCGAAUGCGAUAAAAUGCCAGAAUAUUCGAGAUGCAAUUUCGAGGAUGGUUGGUGUGGUUGGACAAAUGUUCCAGGAAGGCCUUUGAACUGGACACUUCAUCAAGGUCCAACACCAACUGAAAGGACUGGACCUAGUUACGAUCAUACUUAUCGAAAUACAACAGGAACGUAUGCAUUUGUGGACAUGUCCCGAAGAGCUGAAUAUGGGAGUCGUGCUACUAUAGAAAGUCCCGUUUUUAAUCCAACGCCACCAUAUAAUAGUGAUCGUACUAGUCCAUAUUACCAGUCAUGUCAGGUUCGCUUUUUCUACCAUCAAUACGGAGUUCAUCAGGGUUCUCUUGGUUUAUACCUAGUACAAAUAAAACCACAUCAAAAUCAAUCAGAGAGGUUGUGGUGGAAUUAUGGUGAUCGAAGUGAUGUUUGGUAUAAUCAGGCAGUUAUUUUACCAGAUACAAGAUACAGAUAUUUUCUACAAUUUGAAGCCAGCAAAGGUUACGCGUCGAAAAGUGAUAUUGCCAUUGAUGAUUUUUCAUUGAGUCCCGAAUGCUUUGGAAUAGGAGUGCCAGCAGAUAUUGUUGGAGACUUCAAUUAUUAUAAUCCUAUAAUAGAGUUGGAAAGCAAACCAGAACAACAUGUUGAUUUUGCCAAUGAAACAGUUGUCAGGAUAACUACGUGUGGAGCUCUAGGUAGAACUGGUCCUACUUUGGAGGAAUGCAAUGAAGAGUACAAUAGUACUGAAAUUGAACUCUUGAUCCCGCCAUUAUCAUCUGUCUCCGCAUCUGACGAAGCUACGCCAUUUAAUUUCAAGGGUAUUCAACGUUGGACUGCACCACGUGGUGGAUACUACACAGUGAUCGCAAUGGGCGCACGUGGUGGUCGAGGUUCAGGAGGUAUGGGUAGCACGCUGGGAGCUUUGGUACAGGGUAUAAUUGAACUUGAAAAGGGACAGCAGAUUUAUUUCAUGGUUGGACAACCAGGUUCCGAUGCUUGUCCUAAGAAUCUUGGAUUGAAAACGCACUACUGCCAGUCCUCUACCCAGACGAAGGUUUCGUCAUCAUCAGGAACAUCGUCGAUCGUUCGGGAAGUUAAGAAUAUCAAAUUGAAAGACGGCGGUGGAGGUGGGGGCGGAGCCACUUAUAUAUUCACGCUGAAAGCAAAUGGUGAGCAGCAACCGCUGCUAAUAGCAGCAGGAGGUGGUGGUCUAGGCCUAGGUCAUUUUGUAAAUGAUGGAACUCAGCAUGGUCAGGGACCACCACCGCCAGGUAGAAAUCCAACUUCCGGUUACACAGUAAAAGGAAAUGCGGGAGCGGGAGGUGGCUGGAAUGGUUCAUCUAACAACAUGACAGGUCAACCAUCUAUGGGAAUGCCGUUGAUUUACGGCGGAAUAGGUGGAGUGGGUUGUGGAAAUAAAAUUGAAGGUCACGGGGAUGGAGGGUUCGGUGGAGGUGGGGGAGGUUGCCUAACGGGAGGUGGUGGAGGUGGUUACAUAGGAGGAAGUACAGGUCACACAGAGUCUGGCAAUGGAGAAGGCGGAUACUCCUACGCCUCGUCUGAACUAUUACACAUCAGCUUUAAACCUGGCGUCAACCAAGGUCCUGGCGAAGUCUUUAUCAUAGCUGCGAUAAGUGGAUGUGGCUGUGACUUCCGAUGUGUAGUGACCGAUCAACACUUGAGUCAGACCAAGUGCCUAUGUCCACCUGGCUGGCUACUUGGAAAUAACUCUCAUUCUUGUUUGAUGACUGACAAACCUACCGUGAGUCAUCGGACAUUCAUGAUGAUCCUAGUCGCAGUUAGUCUUGUUUUACUUUUUGCCUUCUCUGGACUGUGCGCUUUAUUAUAUAAUCGUUAUCAGAAUCGCAAAGCACUUUCGCGGAGAAGACAGGUCAUGUUUGGCAACGGCACGGAAUUAACAGCGCUACGAGCCGUCUCUGACAACAUGAUGACAGAAUUCAAUCCGAACUAUGAAUUCGCUGGAAACUUGUAUACUUUUAAGGAUCUUCCCCAAAUACCAAGAGAUAACAUAUCUUUGGUGAAACCACUUGGACAGGGAGCCUUUGGUGAGGUCUUUCAAGGUGUCUACAAGUACAGAUGCAACGAAGAGCAUCCUGUAGCUGUAAAGACUCUUCCGUCCUUAUCCACGUCCCAAGCUGAAGCAGAUUUCAUGAUGGAAGCUUUAAUAAUGAGCAAGUUUAAUCAUGGAAAUAUAGUUCACUUCAUUGGAGUAUCAUUUGAUAAACAUCCCAGGUACAUUGUACUGGAGUUGCUAGCUGGUGGAGAUCUUAAGAAUUUUCUUCGGGAAGAGCGUCCACGACCGGAUCGAUCUACGAAACUGACCAUGCAAGACUUGGUGAUGUGUGCAUUCGAUGUGGCGAACGGAUGCAAAUAUAUGGAGGACGCCAGAUUCAUUCACCGUGAUAUCGCAGCUCGGAAUUGUCUGCUGACUUGUAAAGGUCCAGGUCGAGUCGUCAAGAUAGCGGACUUCGGCAUGGCCCGAGACAUCUAUAGAAGCGAUUAUUAUCGUAAGGGUGGAAAGGCCAUGUUGCCAAUUAAGUGGAUGCCACCUGAAAGCUUCCUGGAUGGAAUAUUUACGACAAAAACAGAUGUCUGGGCAUUUGGCGUACUCUUAUGGGAAAUCAUGUCCUUUGGCUAUAUGCCUUACACUGGUUGUGCCAAUCGAGAGGUCAUGUCCAUGGUUACCAAUGGUGGCAGACUCGAAAGGCCUGCUGGAUGUCCUGAUCCUAUUUAUGGUGUUAUGACAAGAUGCUGGCAUCCUCAUCCUGAAGACAGGCCGAGUUUUACGACAAUCGUUGAGCGUAUAGGUUACUGCCUUCAAGAUCCAGAUGUCAUAAAUUAUCCAAUGCCUAAUUACGACAUUUUACCAGUUUACGAGAGAGAGGUAACGAUCAUGAGACCAGACCCAGAAACAGAAUGUAUCAAUGUACGCAGUAACUUGGAUGGAUGUGGUUAUAUGCAACCCAGAUCAAAUUUUCGUGCAGUCGCAUAUCGGAUAGGACCUGCGCCAGGUAUCGUAUACGCAGCGUUGCGCCACUGCGAUGAUUGCGAGAACGAGAAUAUCCAAGAAACUACACUAACGGAGCCAAAGAACGAGGGGAAUGAUUGUCUAAACUCCCCAGAUGCCCUAGAAGACCCAAACGGAGAUUACAGUAACGAGGAGAAGUACCAGCCAGAAGUCAAGCAUCUGGAACAAAAUACGAAUAACGCGUCCAGUAUAGGGGUGGCAAAUGAUACCGAGAACAAUUAUGGGAAUGUUACUAAUAACGAGAAGGGUAAACAAAAUGGCAACGGUGAAAGUACUACUACUACAGAUACCAACUCACCGCCGGACACGUUGGUCUCUUUACCUAAUACAAGGACAUCUUCUCCAAGUCACACGGUAUUAAAUGCCAAUGUAAACAUUAAUGGCAUCCUUCGUAAAAGUGCAUUGAAAGCGGCCCUGAGUCUAGACCCUAGUGCCCUUUGUCGUGGGACAAUACCCUAUGAAAAAAUUGCAUUCUCACCGCCACCACCGCGUUUAAGUAAUCCUGGCAGUAUGGAGCUUAGAAAGGGUUCUUUAGGACACGAAUUACCAAGGGAAGAAGAAUGCUCUUGCUGAGGUUCAUUAAAAGGCGGCUGACAGUCUUCGUCAGGCUUCGAAGCCGUCAGACCACCUAGAAGAUCAUCGACCAUGCCAAUCAUGGGACAGGAACUUGAUGAUGACGCUAAUCGUUCUCAGCAAUCCUCUGAAGAGACGCUCAUUUGACACACAAAUCUAGAAGAUCGUCGAGGGCGACAUCUGUCAGAUUGCUUGCAGGUAAUGAAAACAGAAGACUCAUAACAAGGUUUGAUAAAGGAAAAGAAAGAAAAUUAAAUUCUAUAAAAAUUUCGUAACACAAUAUGAAUAAGUAAUGUGUUUAAAGGAAAUGACCGCCAUUUGAUGAUACACGUAAUACUGGGGUCGGGGUUGGGGGGAGGAGGUACUUCGACUUAUCAUUUUUAUCGCGCGUUUUUUUCAUCUUUGUUUCAAUUGAAAAUUUCGAAAGUAAGGCAAGGGUGUGAUAACGUAUAUUUUUGAAAGCUAAGAUAAGAAGGAUGACAAUGAGAAAGAGAAAAUAAUGAUGAUAAUGAUAAUUUUAUUUUUAUUAUAAACGCGCGACGAUCUGCUCAGUUAAUUGGCUUCCAGUUAUAUUAUAUACACAUAUGGCUCAUAUGAUAAAUCUCUUAACUAUAGAAGAAAUAGUUUUUUUUAUUGCCUGUACAAAAUGAUGAAAAAAGUGGAAAAAAAAAAGUAUCGUGCAAUUAGGCACUUUUUAAUGAGUUUUUUAAAACUUUCAAUUAAGUCGACUAUGUAGCAAUCUUGUUUGCGCAGAGUUACGUAAUAAUCGGUACAAGUUUUUCUUUUUACUUUUGACACAAACAUGCGAAAUGUAUGAUUCUAAAUUUUGCAUCGCGCCCGUAAUUGAUAAACAACAAAACUUCUAUGUAUUUCUAAGAAUUUUCACAAUUACCGAAGUAAAUAUGAUCAACUUUAGAGCGAUUAGAAAAGACAUUUCGCAAACAGUUUCUACCAAACAUUUCGUAUCAUGGAUACAGGAAUUAUUUUGUAGUUCGAGAGCCGCGUACAUUUUUUUUUCACUAAAACCGAAAAUAGAAAGAAUGUUUUCUUAACAAAAUAAAGAAGAAAAUGGCGAUACGUGCCACAGGGCGACACAAUUGCAGGGUUUCUAUAAUUCACAUUAAACCGAAGAAAAGAAAGCAAAAAAUAAAACGAAAAUGUGAAAAUCGAUUGACAUUACAGCAAAUUAAAGCGGAACAUAAUGCUCAUUGUAUUCUCUCAGAAUAUAAAAAAAAAAUGGCGUAGUUGCUUCAUUUAGCUGUAAUGAGCAUCGCCCUUAAAACUGUACCUUUGUUAUAUUCAAUAUACCAUAAAUUAAAGAGUAUCCAUAAGAAUAUGUGUGUGUGAGAGAGAGAAAGAGUGAGCGAUGUAAAAUGAAAUGUUAGUCUAGAUGAAAUUAAUUUGUAUAAUCUAAUUACGAUUAAAGGUGUCUUCAACGACUUUUACAGACUAGUCUGACAAGAUGGAUAACUUGGGAUAACCAGACUUCUGAGUGGCUGAAACUUUCUAUUCAAAAAAUUUUAAUCAAUCAGGAAUCCGAUUAUUCCAAAUUAUACGCCGUAUCCGAUUAGUCCGUCAAAGCUGUCAAGGCACUUUGAAUUACGAAAAGAUAAUAUACAUAUAAAUAUCGAUGCAUUCCGAAGGAGAAGUCAGUUACGGCUGUGCCGGUGUAUGGCUAGAUAUAAGAUAUGUAUAUUUCAAGAGGUAGGUUUCAUGUUUUCGAGAAUGGUCGUGCAAUUUUGUUCUUAAUUUAAAAAGCAUUUUAAAAAGCAUUGAGUUAAAGUGUCUCAGAGGCUCAACGCACCUACUUCCGGGUUAAGGUAGUUGGAUCGCUAUCCCAAAGCCAUGUCAAAGGAAAAAAAUUUAACAGAACUUAAGAUACAAAUAUUAAGUAAUAGAUAUUAUAAUAAAACUUGAAUACUCUUCACCUUGCCAAAUCUUGCAAAUGUAAAGUAACUGAUUCUAUGGUGGUUAGGUUGCAAUUUGCCCUCGAAUAGAAAGAACUAUAUUUCUAUGAAAAAUGAUCAGACUGUCUAUUGUAUUGUUCUUUACGAUUUGAUUACACGUUCACAAACAUUCUCCACGUGUUUGAGAGUCACAGUUAAAACUAACAAACGAAACUGCAAGUGUUUCUUUUAGUCCCAAGAAAAUUUCCUGCGUCUCCUUCGCAUAAUAUAAUUUACUGCAAACACACGUCGCCUUAACACUGGACCAUCCUCACUAUGCCAACCAAUCGAAUUAGCUUAAGAAUAUUCCGCUAGAUUCAACCAAUCAGACUCCGUUUUCCGUUGUAUAUAUGGCUACCAAUCGAAAUGCUUCCUACGAUAGAUCCCACUUUCGCUCGAUCGUACUUUCUUUAACGAAUAAUUGUAUAAGCGUGUGUGUGUACGUAAUAUUACAAAAAAGUGAAGAAAGAUAAGAAAGAAGAAGACAUCUGGCACAUCCGUGACAUACAUAUUUAAUAAUUAAAAGAGAAUAUGUAACUGAGAUAUCAAUGUUAUCAUAAUUUUCUGAUUAACCCAAUAAGGGGUACGUAAAGAUUAUAUGUAGUAAAAGGAGAGACGUUUAUCAAUUUGCACUUUAUAGCAGGUUUCUUUACCUUCGGACAAGUUCCCGAUAACUUUAUCUAGAAAAUAUUUCGUAGUAUUGAGGACGAUUGAAGUUGAAGAAUUCAGAGACUGAGUUAGAAAUUAUUCGGAGGUGAAGAAACCGGCCAUUAAUCGUUACAAUUAUUUGUUGAUUGUCCAAACUGACAGUUAUUAGAAAAGUUAUGAAACUCAGUAUUAUAUAUUAAUUUUAUACAAAUAAUGCUCAUUGAUAUUAGCAUACAUAUAACCUAUUGGUGAUAAGGAUCGUUCAAAUUACUCGCACCUGUGGCGCCUCUCGACUUUAAUUAUUGUACGUUAUCGCAGCGAUUAUGUCAUUAACAUAAUUUAUUCAGCACGUAAAUCUUUUAAUUGUCUAAACACUCAUCGGUUAUAAUUUUAACGUAAAUUUCGAGUCAUACCAAACAUAUGCACAAACACACGCACACGCGCGUCACGUUUGCGACGCUUUUCACCUGAUCUAGUUUAACCUGAUAUAACCUAACCUAAUAUAACGCGAUAUUUAUCUUAAUAUUUUUGUUGUAUUCAUUUUAAUUUUCUCUAUGCAACAAGGCAGAGGGAAAACACGUAUCGUCCAACUCAUGCAGUUAGUUAUGUUAGUUUAUUAUUAUACCUAAAUUAAAUAUUUGUAACAAAUGAACUGCAAGCGGGCGAUUAUGCGAAAUUUAAAGUGAGACGUUCAAAAAUACGUUGCCAAUAAGAGAAUAUACUUAAUAAGUUUUUAAAAAAAAACUUACAAGGAGUAAAGAAAAAAGGAGCUGUAUGACUACGCACGCACGCAUUUUACAUUCCUUAUUUUUGGCGGUUGUAUAAAUUUUUCGUUUUUCAGCUAUACUAAGAAAAUCAAACUAAACGCCGACUACUCGUAAUUUCAUAGAGAAUUAGAGAAAAGUGAGAAGCACGUGUGCAACAUGGACAUAUAUGGUGCGUGUGAUAGGGCGAAUCCAUACUAAACAGAGGCAAGAGACAUUUAUGAUGAAAAUACAUAGAGAGAAAAUACAAGAGAACGAAAAAAAAAUGUAGAAAUAAAAACUGGAUGAAAAUUGAAAAUUUUCAAUAAGCUGAAGUGUGCUCGAAAGAAUAGAUCUAGAGGUGGGAAGGGUGCGGGACAAGCCUAAGCAUGUACAAUAAUGUGUAUAAUUUUGUUGUGGAAAAAAAGGCAUAAGAAGAAUGAUAUAUAUGAAUAUAUGUAUACACAUAAUCGGAAAUAAACGAAUGCCAAAAUUACGUUUCGUGCCAAAGGAAAAAAAAAAAGAAAAGAACGAUAUUGAUGAAAUAGCAAGAAAAGAGAAAAGAAAUAUUUG